GAUCGUCGGGUCGCUUUGGUAACUAACCCUCUAUGUGACCAAUGCAAUACUAGUACUGGAUACAUAGACGGCAUUAGCGGCCCAUCAGUAAUACACUCCGUCACUAUCGUCAGCGGUUCUUAGUUUAGCGUUGGUGCUGUGUUGGUCCUUUCAGCCUAAAUGGUGGUGUUGUAAGUUGUUUUUAUACCUGUUUUGGAUCUUUUUGUGGUGUAAAGGUUCAGACUUUGUUAGUUGGGAAGAGAGAUGGCCGAUAAAAAUGAAGUUUUGGAGGCUGUUCUGAAGGAAACUGUGGAUUUGGAAAACAUACCCAUUGAGGAAGUGUUUGAGAAUUUGAGAUGUAGCAGAGAAGGUCUAACAGCUGAGGCUGCAGAGGAGAGGCUUGCCAUUUUUGGACACAACAAGCUUGAAGAGAAAAAGGAGAGCAAAUUCCUGAAGUUUUUGGGUUUUAUGUGGAAUCCUCUCUCAUGGGUCAUGGAAGCUGCUGCUAUCAUGGCCAUUGCUCUUGCCAAUGGAGGAGGAAAGCCCCCUGAUUGGCAAGACUUUGUGGGUAUUAUCACUCUGCUUAUCAUAAACUCCACCAUCAGUUUCAUUGAGGAAAACAAUGCCGGUAACGCUGCAGCUGCUCUCAUGGCUCGUCUUGCCCCUAAAGCCAAGGUUCUUCGAGAUGGGAGAUGGAGUGAGCAAGAUGCAGCUGUUUUAGUCCCUGGUGACGUAAUUAGUAUAAAACUUGGAGAUAUUAUUCCAGCUGAUGCUCGAUUACUGGAAGGUGAUCCACUUAAAAUUGACCAGUCUGCACUCACUGGUGAAUCCCUCCCAGUAACAAAAGGCCCUGGAGACGGUGUGUACUCUGGUUCUACUUGUAAACAGGGAGAGAUUGAAGCUGUGGUCAUUGCCACUGGUGUCCAUACCUUUUUUGGAAAGGCUGCUCACCUUGUUGAUAGUACUAAUCAAGUUGGCCAUUUCCAAAAGGUUUUGACUGCAAUAGGAAAUUUCUGCAUAUGCUCAAUUGCUGUGGGGAUGAUAAUAGAGAUUGUUGUCAUGUAUCCAAUUCAAGACCGCCGGUAUCGUCCUGGAAUUGACAACCUUCUUGUGCUUCUCAUUGGUGGAAUUCCCAUUGCCAUGCCCACUGUUUUGUCUGUUACCAUGGCUAUUGGUUCUCAUAGGUUAUCUCAACAGGGAGCUAUCACAAAGAGAAUGACUGCAAUUGAAGAGAUGGCAGGCAUGGAUGUGCUUUGCAGUGACAAGACAGGAACUCUGACAUUGAACAAACUCACUGUGGACAAAAAUCUUAUUGAGGUUUUUGCUAAAGGAGUAGAUCCAGACACUGUUGUUUUGAUGGCAGCAAGAGCCUCUAGAACAGAAAAUCAAGAUGCAAUUGAUUCUGCUAUAGUUGGCAUGUUGGCUGAUCCAAAGGAGGCGCGUGCUGGUAUACGAGAAGUACAUUUCCUUCCAUUCAACCCUACUGAUAAGCGAACAGCCCUGACUUAUAUUGAUGGUGAAGGUAAAAUGCACAGAGUCAGCAAAGGUGCACCAGAGCAGAUUUUACAUCUUGCGCACAAUAAGUCAGACAUUGAAAGGAGAGUUCAUUCUGUGAUUGAUAAGUUCGCAGAGCGAGGUUUACGAUCACUUGCAGUGGCAUACCAGGAAGUUCCAGAGGGAACAAAAGAGAGUCCUGGUGGUCCAUGGCAGUUCAUUGGUCUUAUGCCUCUCUUUGAUCCCCCCAGGCAUGAUAGUGCCGAGACAAUUAGGAGAGCUCUGAACCUCGGGGUAAAUGUUAAAAUGAUCACAGGAGACCAACUGGCAAUAGGAAAGGAAACUGGACGCCGUUUGGGUAUGGGAACCAACAUGUAUCCUGCAUCUGCUUUGCUGGGACAGGACAAGGAUGAGUCCAUUGCUGCUUUGCCAGUUGAUGAACUAAUAGAAAAAGCUGAUGGAUUUGCUGGUGUCUUUCCUGAGCACAAGUAUGAAAUAGUAAAACGCUUGCAAGCUAGGAAACAUAUCUGUGGAAUGACUGGUGAUGGAGUUAAUGAUGCUCCUGCUCUUAAGAAGGCUGACAUUGGGAUAGCUGUUGCUGAUGCAACUGAUGCAGCUCGUAGUGCCUCUGACAUUGUCCUUACUGAACCUGGCCUUAGUGUCAUCAUUAGUGCUGUCUUAACAAGUCGUGCCAUAUUCCAGAGAAUGAAGAAUUACACUAUUUAUGCAGUUUCCAUUACAAUCCGUAUUGUGUUGGGAUUCAUGCUGCUGGCCCUUAUAUGGAGAUUUGACUUUCCCCCAUUCAUGGUGCUUAUCAUUGCCAUCCUAAAUGAUGGUACCAUUAUGACUAUAUCAAAAGACAGGGUGAAACCAUCUCCUCUGCCAGAUAGCUGGAAGCUGGCGGAAAUUUUUACAACUGGAAUUGUUCUGGGUGGUUACUUGGCAGUGAUGACAGUUAUAUUCUUUUGGGCUGCUUACAAAACAAACUUCUUUCCGCGUGUUUUUGGGGUGUCAACUCUGGAGAAAAGAGCUCAUGAUGACAUCCGAAAGCUUGCCUCUGCAAUUUACCUGCAAGUGAGCAUUAUCAGUCAGGCACUAAUAUUUGUGACACGAUCUCGAAGUUGGUCUUAUGUUGAGCGCCCUGGAUUGUUACUAAUGGCAGCUUUUGUGGUUGCUCAGUUGAUUGCUACUCUGAUUGCGGUCUAUGCAAACUGGAGCUUUGCUGCAAUUGAAGGGAUUGGAUGGGGUUGGGCUGGCGUGAUCUGGCUUUAUAAUAUCAUUACCUAUAUCCCACUUGAUUUCAUCAAGUUCUUCAUACGUUAUGCGCUCAGUGGUAGGGCCUGGGAUCUUGUUAUUGAGCAAAGGAUUGCAUUUACAAGGCAAAAAGAUUUUGGAAAGGAACAACGUGAGCUGCAAUGGGCACAUGCACAAAGAACACUGCAUGGGUUGCAGGCGCCUGACACCAAAAUGUUUACGGAGAGAACUCAUUUCACAGAGCUCAAUCAAAUGGCUGAGGAAGCCAAACGAAGAGCUGAAAUUGCAAGGCUAAGAGAACUCCACACAUUGAAGGGUCAUGUAGAAUCAGUGGUGAGACUGAAGAACCUGGACAUUGACACAAUCCAGCAAGCUUAUACAGUCUAGAAGAAAUCUUCUGCAUCUGUCAGACAUCAAUAACAUCAUUUUGCCUAUGACGACGUGAUUAUCAUGUUGUGGAUAGCCUGUCAACUUCUUCCAAAGUUCUUGUCUUCACAGUGCACAAGAGUGCUGCGGUUAAGCUUACCUAUUAUUUCCUUUAUAAUUCCUCUUGUGCUACCCCGUUUCAUAUCCUAAAUCUACAUUAGGGAAUGGAAGUGGAUUAUUUAUGGUCAGAUCACUUUAUGUUUAUAUUAGUAACUUGUAUGACCUUUUUCAUCCUUCUUUAUGUUGUAUUAAGAACAAACUCAUGAUAGCUUAUCGUUUCUAUAGUUCCUAAUACUUGGGAUUAUUAUUACAUAUUACAAACUCGUUUUUAUUAAUCCAUGAGAAUAUCGUGGUAUUUUCUUCUCAAUGGUUGUGUUAUAUACAACAAGAGUUAAACCUCUUUUGUCAUUCAUCUUUCUCUAUCAAUAAAAUCAUUAUCUGCAC
Molecule: messenger RNA, 3597 nt
Organism: Rubroshorea leprosula
Lineage: Eukaryota; Viridiplantae; Streptophyta; Magnoliopsida; Malvales; Dipterocarpaceae
Source: the annotation of a GenBank genome assembly